This is a messenger RNA of Halichondria panicea, 1625 nucleotides long. Its product is annotated as tetratricopeptide repeat protein 38-like. Lineage: Eukaryota; Metazoa; Porifera; Demospongiae; Suberitida; Halichondriidae. The record is from RefSeq and is a predicted model, not a curated record. Gene Ontology annotation, molecular function: protein binding. The transcript has 12 exons. Bases 121 to 1548 code for a protein of 475 amino acids.
AAGGGUCGUGGCUUUGUAAUAAUUAUUUUAUACGCUUGGCACUCUGAUCCGCUGUACUGUGUACCUGUUUCAGUAGCUACCUACUAACUGCAUUGCAAGUGAAGAACAGAAGAAGCGAUCAUGAUAGUUGAGGACCUCACUGGACAGCCUCUGAGAUGCUCUAGCAAAGAGGCCUUGGAUCACUUCAACCAGGGUCUAACAGAGUAUGUACUGGCCAGAGAGGAUUGUGCUCAACAUUUCAAGAAGGCCCUGAAAUUGGACCCCACUCUUGUCAUACCUCACUCUAUGAUGGUGAUCUUCUGUCUGUCUGGAAUGCAAUCUCCUACUGACUCUGUAGUGUCCCCUCACUUGGAGGUGGUGAAGAGAGCAGCAGCAGCUGACCACCAUCACCAGGGGGAGGAGGAUCUGACAGAGAGGGAGAGGGGAUACGUACGAGCAGCCCUGGCCUACGCCUCAGGCAGUCUGGACAAUGCCACUAAAGAGCUCUGUAACAUGCUCUUUGAAUACCCUAGAGAUGCCCUAGCCCUUCGUGUUGUGGUGGACUCUUACAUUGGCCUGGGAGAGUAUGAAAAGAUGAGAGAUUUGGUCGCUAGAGUUCUGCCAUUUUGGACGGAAGACAUGCCCCUGUAUCACGGUGUGCUGGCAUGCUAUGGGUUUGCCCUGGAGGAGUGCAGAGAGAGGGGGAAAGCAGAAGAGGUGGCCAGGAAAGCUCUGGCAAUGGACAGAAGAACUCCAUUCGCAACUCAUGCUAUGGCUCAUAUUUUUGAAGAGGCUCAUGAUCCAACUAAAGGGGUGGAGUUUCUCACGGCCACCAGAGCUGAUUGGACGGGUGUAUUCCAGGGUCACAUCAACUGGCAUCUACUACUAUACUAUCUUGAUCUUGGAGACAUUUCUAAAUUGCUGGAGGAGUUUGACACUCACUUGAAGCCAAAGGCGAAUAAAGACAACCUGUUUGGACUGCUUGAUGCCUCGUCAUUGCUAUGGCGACUAGAGGUGAUGGGCAUAGAGGUGGGAGAGGAGAGGUGGGAGGUGGUGACACAGGGAAUGACUCCACACAUACACAAUCAUCGCUCCCCUUGGUUUGAUACUCACAUAAUGUUCAGUUUGGCCCGAGGUAAAGUGUGUGAGUCCACAGCCAGACUAGCCCUGGCAGAGGGCAUGAUGAAGUCUAUGCACAAGUAUGCUGUUGAUGAUGCAGAAGAUUUGCCCAAUCAAAAGUUGGCAGAGAAGCUUGGUGUUCCAGUGUGCAAUGCCUUGCUGGCUUUUGGACAAGAGAAAUACGAUGAGGUACUACAGAUCAUGGUGCCACUGCGCUACGAGUUCCUCAGUUUUGGUGGCAGCUGGGCUCAGAGACAAGUGUUCAAUGUCACCAUGAUCCAAGCAGCCAUUAAAGCCAACAACUUGUCAGUGGCUCUCGGACUAGCCGCAGAAAUGAUGGCACAGAAACCAAGCAAUCCAAGAUACCCUAAACUAUUUCAAGAGCUUAAGAGCCUCCAAACACAGCAAAAAUCUAUCGAAUCUCCUGCCUCAAAGAAAAGAAAGAUAUAGAAAACGUUUUAUUAUCAAUCUGAUUUUAGCAAAACUGUGUUUAUAGUAAUUUAUAUGGCAUCUUGAGUAUGCAACAA